AUGUUUAUGAAAGCUUGCCUCAGAAAAACUAGGCUUAAUAGGAUGCCCUUUAGAUUUAGCAGAUUAUUCUGUACAACUCCAAGAAAUCCUCAAGAAGGAAGAAAGAUGACUGAGGGUUAUCAUAAAACAUAUAAACAUGACCCUCGAGUGAGUAUGAUCUUGAAGUCUUCGUCAAGCAAUCUAAAUAUGAUUGAGAAGCACAGAUACAACACUCUUAUUAAGUUCUGAGCAGAAUCAUUGUACAGAAAUUAUGGAAAGGAGACUAAGCAGGCUAAAGAGCAAGUUAAUGACUUUAUGGAAUUUAUUUCAAAGAAUUUAUCUCUUUCAGCAGAAGCUCCUGCCACUCAUUUAGACUCUCGAGGAUUUAUUGUACUUCUAAAGCAUAUCAACGAGUUAAGAAAAGAUGUAUUGAGCAAUAAGAAUCAUGAGCUUUCUGCCAAUUCUUUCUUGGUCUUUCUUGACAAGAUGUCUCAUUUGACUAGAUCUGAUCAAUUGAAUGAGUUUUUAAUGAAGAAAAUUUCCUCUGUUAAUCUAGACCUUCUUCACACUGACAAGAUGCUUGAUGCUUACCACAAACACUCUGUUGAUUAUCGAUUUGAAGAAAAUCUUAGAGUCGAAGAAAUAAAGAAGUUUGCUGCUGGAGUUGUUCCAGAGGCAAGGUUCAUUUUUGACAAUUACAAAGUCACAAAUUUACACGAAACACGCUCUUUGGAAGACCAAAAGGACAUUUAUGAUAAUGAGAACGAAAUGACGAAAAUAUUAGAAAGAAAUGAGAGCCAAAGAGAAAGAGAUGAAGAUGAGGAAGACGACUCUGGAUUUGAAGACAAUAAGCCUAGAGUUUCUUCUCAAGCAGAUAGCAUCCAACAAUAUUCAGAGCCUGAUAAUUACUUCUCUUUCUUUAGUUCUCAUGAAAAACUAAUCCAUAGACCAAGAGAUGUAGUGAAGUAUCUUCCUGUUGAUUAUUAUGUUCUUCUUCAAGAAAAUUAUGAGGCUAAGGGAGGAUUUGAGGAGAGCAAUUAUGUAAUGUUUAGAAACUUGCCUCUAAUUGCUCAAAACUUAACUAAAUUUAAGAACUACAAGCACAGACAACUCACUUAUGAAGAUUUGUCAAGGUGUAUUGACUAUCAAGAAAUUUAUGAUAUGAUUGAUGAAGAGAUAGCUCUAGAUGAGUUCAGCAACCAGCUUGAGAAAUAUGGAGGAAUCACAGAUGUUGAACUAUUCACAAGGAAAGAACAACUUGCCAGAACUGUCUCAAGAGCAACUCCAAGACCCACCCAGGAUGAAAUGGAUGGUUUUGAAGAAAUGAUGGAAAGAGUUGCGAAGAACGAAGAACUCAAGGAAACUGACGAUGGUUUUGAGAAAAUACUCAAAGCUCAUAGAUUUGAACUUUUGAGGUCUUUAAAUUACAGAGUCACUAAAUCGAAUGUAGACAUUGCUAAAGGUUAUGUUGAUCUCACAGAACAAGAGAAGGAAGAUAUUUCCAAUAGUAUUUUUAGGAAAGGAAAACAAAUGAAAAAUUUAAACAGAGGAAUAUUUUUCAAUGGGAUAGUUGAGUUCAAAGAUUAUGAAUCGAAACUGAACUUUCUUUUGAGUCCUGCAUACAGGUUUGGAAUGAAAUUCUUUGAUCAACAAGGAAACAUUUUAUUCAACGAUGCUGAUUUUGCUAAUACUCUCACAAUUUCAUCAAGAGAAUUUAGUAAAAACUCUUUAGGAUUCUGCUGAGAAUACGUAAACGAUAUUUUACUCAAUUAUGGAUUUGAUAGUGAAGAUUUAUGCACAGUUGGAAAACUCCAAGCAUUGCCUGAAGUUAACCUAGAGAAAGCUUUGGUUCAACCAAGAACUAAUAUUUCUCUGAGAUUCCAUAAUUUCUGGGAGGCUAAAGAAGCUUAUUAUUACCUUUCUCAAUCAGGAAUAAUGGUUAGAUUUGCUGAUCCAGCCACAAUGUAUUAUGAUGCCAAGUUUGCAACAGUUUUUGAAAAUGCCAUCAAAAACAAAUUUGUGGGUUUGGAAAACAUUAUAGAAGUCCAGUCCAACUAUGCUAAGGUGAGAUUAAAUGAAAUAAAGAACCAAAAGUUAGGUGGAUAAAAUUACUAUUAUAAAUAUCUUCAAUAUCACAAA
This is a messenger RNA of Moneuplotes crassus, 2118 nucleotides long. Lineage: Eukaryota; Ciliophora; Spirotrichea; Euplotida; Euplotidae. The record is from the annotation of a GenBank genome assembly.